UCGCGUCAUUUUGCGGGAUCUUGUCCGACGACUUUUAGUUCCGACCACUUUGCACUAAUUACUAUAUCUUAUCACUCCCUUCAAAACCAUUCUAAACACGCUUGUUUAAGCUACUUGAUGCGUGAGUACGUGACGCUUACUUAUUUACGGUCAUCCUUACGAAUUCCUUCACUGUUCUCCUUUUCUCCGGUGAGUUCUUCUUCGACUUUGCCCGCUUUGGCCCACCUGGCCGCCUACUUGUCGUACCUUCUCGCGCUUGAAUAUAAGCAUCCUUUCUCCUUUUCCCAAUCCCUUUUUUGUCCCCUCACUUCCCUAUUUUGUCGAAGCAUCAAUUCAAUUGGCUUAUUCAAGCAAGGCAGUCUCAUUCAGUUGGCAUUCGCCUGCACGCGUGCCUCACCUCUGUGUCGCCGGUAUCUGUAACUGCGAUAUUGGGAACGACGGAAGUCGCGGGUUCGACAGAAGUGCGGUGGGGAUCGAAGACACGUUUGCAGGACGUGGUCCUCUUGGUGGGCGCGCACGACAGAGAACGCUCAGUUUUUGAUAGGCCGCGUCUCUCUUCUGAUCGGAGAUCGGUGAACAGCCCGGUAUGUUAGCAGUUCUUUAUCGUUACCUUACUCGUUCGCGCGCGUGUCAUUAACGAUAAUUUCGAGCGCAGUGCAGCCACUCGAGUUCGCGUAAUUGAGGAAAAAUCCCCCGUCGUUGGAUCAUUUUAGCUGCUUGUAUCGGAAAGAAUUCCUCUUAUUGCGUGAACGCCACGAGUAUCAGCAUGGCUGGUAUCAUAAAGCGCGUAGUCAGCAAUUAUAACGAAUUCCUGAAGAACAUAAAAGAUCCGAUAGUAGACACGUGGCCUUUAAUGGGGUCACCCGGCCCGAUGCUGUGUAUCGUUGGGACGUAUCUGAUUUUCGUUUUAAAAGCCGGACCGAAAAUGAUGGAGAAGAGACCGGCCUUUCAGCUGAAUACUAUCUUAAUAUUAUACAACGCGUUCCAAGUGUUCCUCAGUAUUUGGCUAGCAUCGCUGGCACUGUAUGUCAAUUAUGAGGAUUUAAUAAUCUUUCACGGUUGUACUACUCAAAAUAUGCCGAUCCAAAGGAACUUACAGAAACCGUUCUUGCAGAGCGCGUGGUGGUACUUCGUAGCGAAAAUCAUCGAGCUCUUCGACACGGUAUUCUUCGUCUUGCGAAAGAAGCAAAGUCAAGUGACUUUUCUCCAUGUUUAUCAUCAUACCAUAACGGCCGUCUUCUCGUGGUGUUUCUUGAAGCUACUACCCGGUCAACAAGGUAUCUUUGUGGGCUUCUUGAAUUCCGUUGUCCACAUUUUCAUGUACAGUUAUUAUCUCAUCGCGUCGCUUGGCUCUAAGUACAGAAAGUACCUCUGGUGGAAGAAAUACAUGACCUGGAUUCAGCUGCUGCAGUUCGGGGCGAUGCUGUGCUACCUGAUCCUGACUCUGUUCAUGGACUGUCAAGUGCCGAAGGUUCUAACUUAUUUCUUCCUAACGAACGUGGUCAUUUUCAUUUAUCUGUUCGGUGAUUUUUAUUGGAAAGCGUACGUAAAAAAAGAGUACGCGAAGAAAAUCUAAUGAUCGAAAUUGAUCUCGCGCGGACAAAAUGGAUGCUGACAUUCCUUCUACGAGAACAUAGUUGAUGACAAAAAGCGGAUGAGACAAUUACAAUCGAGGAUGUGACAAAAUCACUCAACUGAGUCAUUUGUCUUUAACAUGCGAAGUAACGUAAAGGAUUUGUACAUACGUACGCACACUCGCGCGUGAACAAUAAUUUCCUUACAGUUUCGUUAUAGAACGUGGACACAUUUGAACUUCCGUUUCCUGAACUGCUCUUCCCGAACGUUCCUCGAAAUUGUUUUAGUAUUGUUCACACACGCGCACACACACACACACACACACACACACACACACACACACACACACAUACACACACACACUAAAUACGUCACAUAGUUAUUGGCAUUUCCAAUAUAAGUGAUUAUCGUAUUCAUAAUUUAUUAUCAAUAAUCGUUUUGUAAUUUUAAUUACCUUGUGUAUUUAGUUGUCCUUUGUAAAAACCGUGCGAAGGCUAUUUCGUUUUAUUUAUUCGUAUGCGUUUUCAACCAAAUUACUGAGACGCCACGAUAAUUGUGAUAUGCAAAGAGUCGUUGUCGCGCUCGAGUCGCCAAAUCUUCUCGAUUUCGGCGCCGAUGUUGUAAUUAACAUACGUCAGCGAUGUGAAUUCGUUGACCCGGGAGGAUGAGGAGGACAAGAAUCGAAGCGGGAGAGGAAGCAGGACGAGCGCGAAACGCGAACCGAUCGCCCGGGGCUGCGUCUAAAGUGUGCCACGAUCCGUAAAAAAGAAAAAGGAAGAAAAAAAGAAAAGUAGCGCCCACCGAGAGCAGACAUAUAACGUGAGUAACGAAGCAACCGGUACUCGUAAAAAUCCGUAAGCCGGACUGGCCGUCGCGUUCCUUCCAAAGGAAAACACCCGAGCGCGGUUCUGAGUUUUUCUAACGGUACUUCCUCGCUAUGCUUCCUCGCUUCUGUUAUGUUACACAGUCCAGUGUUCUCAAUGCCAGAUUAUGAGAGCCUCUCCGGCAUUUAGUCGGAGAUGAAUACUCUCAGCUUCUUCAGCUCACAAUUAUCGCUCUGUUCGUCGGGCAACGAUCCAAUCCAAAUCGCGGAAUGUUUGAGGCUCUUUCUUCGCCUUUCAACAAACGAUUCUUGUUGUUCUCGUUUGACAAGCUUGGUCGAAACAACGCGGAACUACUGCCAACGAUGACGACUCUUGUAAUAAUAAUCGCUGCGGACAAUCUCGCGACUUGCGUCCAACACAUUGCAAUUAAAUAAAUAAACGACGUAAGGGGGAGGGAGGGGCGCAGUAGUUUAAGUGCGGAAUGUGUACCACUAUUUAUUAAUAAACAUUACAAAUAAAUCGAAAUUGCGAACGCCUGA
Molecule: messenger RNA, 2938 nt
Organism: Harpegnathos saltator (Jerdon's jumping ant)
Lineage: Eukaryota; Metazoa; Arthropoda; Insecta; Hymenoptera; Formicidae
Gene: bond
Product: elongation of very long chain fatty acid james bond protein
Exons: 7
Coding region: 767-1576 (269 amino acids)
Biological process (GO): sphingolipid biosynthetic process; fatty acid elongation, saturated fatty acid; fatty acid elongation, monounsaturated fatty acid
Cellular component (GO): endoplasmic reticulum membrane
Molecular function (GO): fatty acid elongase activity
Source: RefSeq, a predicted model, not a curated record